AUGCCACUGGAGUCGCAGGCAUGGCUGGCCCGCGAUCAGAUCAUGCUGGGACAGGUGUCCAGUCUGCGAGGCUUUCGCGAAGGCGUGAUCUGCUUCCCGCCCACGUACAAGUACAAGAUAGGUACCAGUACCUUGAACACCAAGCGCUGCCCUGCUUGGUGCGAUCGUGUGGUGUACAAAGUCUCCAGCAACGCACAUGCAGACCUCCUGGAGUACGUGUCAUUUCCCGACCUUAAGCUAACAAGCGACCAUCAUCCAGUUGCGGCCCUCAUGCAGGUGUGCGCGCAGGCUCACCCCUCCGAGAGGAUGGUUGCAACUGCUGCUCCUUAG
Messenger RNA from Symbiodinium natans, 330 nucleotides. Lineage: Eukaryota; Dinophyceae; Suessiales; Symbiodiniaceae. The record is from the annotation of a GenBank genome assembly.